Messenger RNA from Chionomys nivalis (European snow vole), 4158 nucleotides. RefSeq names its product zinc finger protein 420-like. Gene Ontology annotation, molecular function: RNA polymerase II cis-regulatory region sequence-specific DNA binding; DNA-binding transcription factor activity, RNA polymerase II-specific. The coding region runs from base 405 to 3164 and encodes 919 amino acids. The transcript has 5 exons. NCBI's taxonomy places the organism in Eukaryota, Metazoa, Chordata, Mammalia, Rodentia, Cricetidae. The record is from RefSeq and is a predicted model, not a curated record. Gene Ontology annotation, biological process: regulation of DNA-templated transcription.
GCGUGGAGUGCGGUCGUUGGAAGUGUGGGUGUCCGCGAGCGCACUUCUGUUCCUGCGUGCGGUUGUCCCGGGUCUCCGAGGUGCAGCGAGCCUUAGGAGAGUGGCGGCGAACUGGGAGGACGCUGGGAAGCCUCGCGCCGGUUUGUGCUACAGACCCUACACAGACCCAGAGGACGUUUAUCAGACAGGUCAAGAGGCUGCACCCUUACCUGUGUCUGAGACUGCCCACAACUUCCAUCCUGGUGACCUUAUGUGGGUGAAGAGGAUGCUUACCCAAAGCCAGAGGCCAACAUAGAAAGGCCCAUAUCCUGUGAUCCUUAUCACUUCUACAUCAGUGAAGGUUGCCACUGUCACCCUGUGUAUCCAUCACACCCAACUGGAGGAGACUACAGAAGAUAACAGAGAUGAGUUGUCACCAGGAUCCUUUAACUUUCAAGGACGUGGCCAUAGACUUUUCCCAGGAGGAGUGGGAAUGCCUGAACUCUGCUCAGAGGACUUUGUACUGGGUUGUCAUGUUGGAGAAUUACAGCAACCUGGUCUCUAUGGGCCUUCCUAUAUCAAAACCAGAACGAGUCAUCUGUCUUGAACCAAACAAAGAAUCCUCAAUUACAGGCAUAGAGGAGGCAAAAGGCAUAGAAUCAGCCCUGUGGUGCUUUCAUAACAAGGAGCUGUUCAAAACAGAGAACAAACAAGAAUUUGUCAAGAGAGAAGGAUCAGGACAAUUUGAAAGUAAUAACCUCAGAAAGUUACAUGUAAGGAAAUUCUGGGAAUGUACAGGUGACAAUGAAGAGCAUGAAUUAUAUGUUGAUGGCUAUGAUCUUUAUGCAACACUCACUGCUGACAUUCCUAACAGAGGAGAUCGAGAAACUUCACCUUCUCCUGACAUGGCUCACCCUGGGUCACUUUCACAUUCACAGUGGGAGCCUCUUCUAGGAAAAUGUUCACAUCAGUUUUUGAAACAUUACCUUACUCUACAGAGAAAUGUGAAUACACUGGGAAGUGACAUAUGUGGUUAUAGAUCAGAAUGUUUGAGAUAUUUUUUAUAUAGUAUGGGAAUAAGCACUACUUCAACACUUUGUGAGGAAAAGAGAGUUAAUAAUACAGAAAAACACAUACAGUGUUUUCAGUGUGAAAAAUGUUUGACUCCAAAUUCUUUACAACUUCCUGAGCAAUUAAAUCUACUUUGUGACAAGUUCUGCCAUUUAGAUCAACAUAAGAAUGCGUCUAUCAAUCCAGCGAGGCUUGAAUGCCAGUUUACAGGUAAUGACUCAUGGGCCAAGUAUAAUCAUCAUGUAACUCUUAAUGAUGGUCAAAUAAGUAAUUGUUUCCUGGAGAAUUGUUACAAAAAUGGUAGAUGUAUGGAUGUCUCUUGUCAGUGCACACUAUCCCCUUUCCACCAGCAGGACCAAAGCCAAGAGAAUUUAUCCAAAAAUAAGCAGCAGGAUGAAAUUUUAAAGGGGUCAUCAAAUUGCCCUUGUACUGAAACUAGGAUUACAGGAGAAUUUUACAGACACGAAUGUGAUAAGUACAGUAAAGUCUCAGUUGAAUCAUCUAACAUAGAGAAGGAUAAUAUAAAUGAUAGUAGAAGAAAACCAUGCCUGUUUAUUGAAAGUAAUAAUUCCUUCAAUUUCCAUUUAAAUGUCCAAAAUGAGUCAAUCCAUACUAGAGAAAAACCUCAGAAAUAUGAAGUAUACAGACCAGAGUUUACCCCUCCUUCAAAUUUUACAGGGCCUUCAAGAUUCUUUGUUGGUCAAAAAUAUAAGAAAUCUGGGAAAUGCUCCAGAUCUUCAGGCCUCAGGAUUAAGAUGCUUCCUAGUGGAGAAAAAGCAUGCAAAUUUACAGAAUGUGGAAAGUCCUUUUCCCAGUUCUCAGGCCUUAAAAAGCAUUAUACAAACCAUACUGAGGAGAAACGUUACAAAUGUAAAGUAUGUGAAAGGACUUUUUGCACAGGAUCAUAUCUACAAAUUCAUCAUAGAAUCCAUACUGGAGAAAAACCAUACAGAUGUAAAGAAUGUGGCAAGUCCUUUACUCAUGCUUCUUCUCUUCAAGUUCAUUACAGAGUGCAUACUGGAGAAAAACCUUACAAAUGUACAGAUUGUGGAAGGUCCUUUACCCUGCGCACACAUCUUCAGAACCACCACAGAGUCCAUACUGGAGAGAAACCUUACAAAUGUAAAGAAUGUGGAAAGUUAUUUGCCAAAGGAUCAAAUCUUCAAGAUCACCAGAGAAUUCAUACUGGAGAGAAACCUUACAAAUGUACAGAUUGUGGCAAGUCCUUUACCCUGCGCACACAUCUUCAGAACCACCACAGAGUCCAUACUGGAGAGAAACCUUACAAAUGUAAAGAAUGUGGGAAGUCCUUCGCCAAAGGAUCAAACCUUCGAGCUCAUCACAGAAUACAUACUGGAGAGAAACCUUACAAUUGUACAGAUUGUGGCAAAUCCUUUACAAACAGCUCAAGUCUGCGAAAACAUCACAGAACCCAUACUGGAGAGAAAUCUUACAAAUGUAAAGAGUGUGGCAAGUCCUUUGCUUGGGGUGCCUAUCUUAAAACUCACUAUGAAAUACAUGGUAGAAAGAAACCUUAUAAAUGUAAUGAAUGUGGCAAGUGUUUUGCUGAGGGCUCAGCUCUUGAAACCCACCACAGACUCCAUACUGGAGAGAAACCUUUCAUAUGUACAGAUUGUGGUAAGUCCUAUUCCUUUAGCUCAUCUCUUCGAAGACAUCGCAAGACCCAUACAGGAGAGAAAUCUUAUAAAUGUAAAGACUGUGGCAAGUCCUUUUCUCAGGACUCACAACUUCAGACUCACCAAAGAAUACAUAGGAGACUGAAACCUUACAAAUGUGAAGAAUGUAUAAAGUCUUUUACCAAAAGAUCGUAUCUUCAAGCUCAUUGCAGAAUCCAUACUGGAGAGAAACCAUUCAAAUGUAAAGAAUGUGGCAAAUCCUUUACCAGGGACUCAACUCUUCAAGUUCAUCAUAGAAUCCACACUGGAGAGAAACCUUACAAAUGUACAGAUUGUGGCAAGACCUUUACCCAGCACUCACAUCUCCAAAGCCACUACAGAAUCCAUACAGGAGAAAAACCUUACAAAUGCAAAGACUAUGACAAGUCUUUUGCUGUGGGCUCAACUCUUCAAAAACAUCAAAAAAUCCAUUCAUGAGGAAAUCUUUAUAAAUGUUCAAAUUCCAUUACCUGGUUUUCAAACCCUUUUAUUUAUUUAUUUUACUUUUUUGGUUUUUGAGACAGAGUUUGAAGCCUGUCAUGGAACUAGCUCUUAUAGAUCAGACUGGCCUUGAACUCAUAGAGAUCCUCUGCCUCCUGAGUGCUGAGAUUAAAGGUGUGUGCCACAACUGCCUGACUCUGGUUUUCAAAUCUUAAGUAUCACCAUGGAAUCCAUAGUGGACACAAACCUUAGAGAUGUAAAGAGUGUUUGAAAUCCAUUACCACAACUCUAAAUUUAGAACACAUAAGAUUUAGGUAAGAGACAGAUUCAAGUGUAAUGCUAACCCACUGUUCACCCAAGAAAAAUGAUCUUUAACAUGAGUAGAAUAGAUGGAAACUUCUAACUAAUGUUCAAACCUUAACAUCAGAGAGUAACACCAGGAAAUUCUACACUUGUAUAAAUUUGAAAGCAUUUUAUCCAGAAAUAAACCUUAUAUUCAUUCUUGUAUUUUGAAUGUAAAUGACUCUGACAGGCACAUAGGGAGUGACAGUAUUAAGUGUUGUGGCCUUGUGGGAAGAAGUGUAUCACUGUUUCAAAUGCUCCAGGUUGGCUCAGUGUCACUCUUCCUGCUGCCUGCCGAUAUGAAUGUAGAACUCAGCUACCUCUCUACCAUAGUACUGCCCAUGUUUCCUGUCAUGAUGAUAAUGAACAAUACCCCUGGAAAUGUAAGCCAUCCCCAAUUAAAUGUUUUCCUUUAUAAGAGUUACUGUGCUCACUGUGUCUCUUCACAGCAAUAAAAAUUCCACCUAAGUCAUCCACUAAGCAAUUACUUUGAAAAUAGGCGGUAUAUGUUCUAAUGUUCAUAUAGAAGUAAGUCUGAAAUCAAUUGUUAAUGGUAUAGAACUUAUAAUUUAAGGCAUAAAAACUUGUACCAGAAUAAGAUUUCUGGUAACUAUCUAAAAUCAAACUUGCAUUUUUUUGUAUAUUUGAG